UUAAAUACAUACCUACCUGCUCUGAUAGAUAGAUAGAUCCUUCUAGACCGAGUUACCAAACCUCACUGAGUCACUGAGCAAUGCACUCCACUUCCCCAGCCCAAGCCUCCGACGACACUCAUCCCACUCCCACAAGAAAAACUCCUUCAUGGCACUCAACUCUUCUCAUCUUCUCGGUACUAGCUCCAGUAGCAAUAGCCCUACUCAUUUACCAACUCGACACGCUCAACCCAGCUCCUCUGCCGCUUCACGAGUUGACUCAACCAGUCGCAGCUGCUCCCAAGCGUAAUGCUCAUAUUCUCAAAGGGUCGGAGUUUGUGGGUGCCGGGGCUUUAGUGGCACCGGAAGACGUGGCUUACGAUCCGAAGUCGGGACUUAUUUAUACCGGAUGUGCUGACGGGUGGGUUAAGCGAGUCACGCUGAACGAUUCGGCUGCUGACUCGGUGGUGGAGAACUGGGUUUUCACCGGCGGGAGACCGCUCGGACUUGCUCACGGCGAUGACAAGGAGGUUUACGUGGCUGACACGGAAAAGGGGCUACUGAAGAUAAGUGAGGAGGGAAUAAUUGAACUGCUGACAGAUGAGGCCGAGGGUGUAAAAUUCAAGCUGACAGAUUGUGUAGAUGUAGCAGAAGAUGGUAUGAUUUAUUUCACAGAUGCUUCAUACAAAUACAGCUUGGAUGAGUUCAUUUUGGACAUUUUGGAAGGUAGACCCUACGGUAGAUUUCUGAGCUACAAUCCGCUGACCAAAGAGACCAAAGUGCUCGUUCGCAACCUGUACUUUGCUAAUGGAGUUGCAGUCUCUCCAGAUCAAAACUAUGUCAUCUUCUGCGAAACUGUCAUGAGAAGGUGUAGGAAAUAUUACCUUCAAGGCAGUAAAAAAGGGAGUGUAGAAAACUUUAUCGACCAGUUACCGGGCACGCCUGAUAAUAUCAGAUAUGAUGGAGAAGGCCACUACUGGAUUGCACUGGCCACGGAUGUUAAACCAUACUGGGAUCUAGCACUUCGAUAUCCCUUUAUUCGGAAAGUCCUAGCGAUCGUGAAGCGGUAUGCAGGAGGCUGGCCACAUUUGGAGAAGAAUGCUGGCGUAUUUGUUGUGAAUUUGGAUGGGGAGCCGAUUGCUCAUUACUCUGAUCCUGAGUUGUUUCUCAUUACAAGUGGAAUCAAGAUUGGAAAGUACCUCUACUGUGGUUCCGUCUUCUAUCCCUACAUUAUCCGCCUCGAUCUGGAUCGACAUCCUGCACAUGCCACCACUUGAGCUAAUUCCCAGACUCCCAGUCCCUUGAUAUAAUCUUCAACACGUAUGGAAUGGUGUUGUAGCUUCCGUAGAGGAACUUAAGCAUAGACGAAAGAUGCAAUGGUAGUGUUCGGUUUUAUGUAGAUUUGCCUUGCUUACAUGCAAUAAGGUGACGAAAAGAUACCUUUCAGUGACACUUGUUACAACUUUGUUCAAGAGAGGCUGCCCAAUGCCUUUGCUUUUUCUCUCAGAAUAAAACUUUGAACCUUUCCGGUUG
Pyrus x bretschneideri (Chinese white pear) is the source of this 1512-nucleotide messenger RNA. RefSeq names its product protein STRICTOSIDINE SYNTHASE-LIKE 7. NCBI's taxonomy places the organism in Eukaryota, Viridiplantae, Streptophyta, Magnoliopsida, Rosales, Rosaceae. The transcript has 4 exons. Gene Ontology annotation, biological process: biosynthetic process. Gene Ontology annotation, molecular function: strictosidine synthase activity. The record is from RefSeq and is a predicted model, not a curated record. Bases 81 to 1256 code for a protein of 391 amino acids.